This is a messenger RNA of Plasmodium cynomolgi strain B, 1092 nucleotides long. RefSeq lists its product as hypothetical. The transcript has 3 exons. The record is from RefSeq and is a predicted model, not a curated record. The annotation marks the transcript as partial. NCBI's taxonomy places the organism in Eukaryota, Apicomplexa, Aconoidasida, Haemosporida, Plasmodiidae.
UAUUAUGAAGGAGAAGAAAAUAUUUUAAUUAGUCUUUUUAAAGAUGAUUCUGACCUUGCUUGCUCUUAUGAUGGUAUUUAUAAUUGUGAACUCCUUGAAAAAGACGUAUUUGAAGAAUCUAACAUUUUGGAACGUUAUCGGACAAAACUUAAAUCGAAUUUAAAAUUAAUAAUUGACGAAGUAAAUGAAGAAGGAGAAGAACAUGUCUUGGGGAAUAAUAAAGUCUUAUGUAAAAAAUUUUCGGAAUUUUUCGACCUCUUGAAUGAUAUUAUAAGAAAACGUUUGCCUGAUUGUGAAUUCAAAAUUAAAAAUCUAUGCGAUCUAAUAUUUUUAAAAAGAGCUUAUGAUUCCUAUUUUUUUUCUGACGUAUGUGAAUAUCCUGAAAAAAAAAAGGCCCAAAUCCCUAACAGUAGUUAUUGCAAAUAUAUUAAUGAUUCUAAUAUCAUAUAUUCAUCAUAUUUUGAUAUAUGUGAACAUGAAGAUUCUAAUGAAGUUUGUAAAGAAUUUAAUGAAUUUGAAGAAUUUGUAGAUCUUGAUGUAUUUGAUGAAUUUGAAGAAUUUAAAAAAUACAUGCUUCUUUAUAUUAAUUAUGAACACUUAGGGAAGUCUGAACAUAAUAAGGAAGAUGUUUUUGAAAUUUCAUGCAAUAUGGGUUCAACAUCUGCUUCUUAUCCACAUAAAGGUAUUUAUAUAUACUACCAUUACUAGCUUCUCUGGCUUUCAAAGUGUUAGAUCAUAAAUUAUAUCCAUACAUAAUAAAUGCACAAUGGAAUAACGUUGAAGCAGAAGGAAUAACGCCAAUAACCGAAAAAGUAAUGGAAGCUGCAGGUGCAAAACCAGGAUCAUCGGCGGAAAAAGAAAGACACCUUCGUGGUCAUAUUUUAUCUCCUCAGAAGGAAUAUUAUGGUAAAGAUCAAGAUCUAUCUAGUGGAUUAUCUAAAGAUGAAGGCUAUGGAGUUACUUCAAAUUUAGGUACUAGUUCUGAAAGCAAUGGAAGUCCUAUGAAAAAAUUAGCUUCAUCAUCUUUGGUGGGGAUACCUUCCAUAAUAUUCCUCUUAUAUAAGGUUAAUAACACAUAUUUCUUAAAGUAUU